UACAAAACCCUUCAUUUCUUCACAAUCUCACAACCCAAAAAUGGCAGAGUCCCUCAAAUCGCUCAAGGCCACACUCUACAUCUUGUUCCUAGCCAUCACCCUUGGAUUUGCCGGCUCAGCUAGGAUCCUCGACGAGGUGCAACCCGAAGCAUCCAAUCCUCUUCCGACAACUGUCCCUACCACGAACCCUCUGCCAAGUGGCCAUAUCCCUAUCAUCACCCCCGCCACCACAACUGCUGAUGACAAUGUCGACGUUGCUGACGCACCAAUCCCUGAGACUGACGCCCCGCCAGAAGCUGACGUGGUGCCUCCUGUAGUCCCUCCUGUCACAACCAUCCCACAAGCUAACUCACCACUACCAGAGACACACGACGAACCUGCCAUAGUGCCAACACCGGUUGCUAAUGUGGCACCCGUAGCAACACCUGCCGUUCCAGUCACCACACCCGUGGCAGGUCCUGUCACCACAUCGCUAACCGGGCCCACCGCAACCACCGCGGCCGCCAGAAAGGAAACCCCGCAUUUGUCCUUUUUCAUGCACGACAUCCUAGGAGGAUCCCACCCAUCAGUCAGAGUGGUGACCGGCCUCAUCGCCAACACAGUCCUCAACCCCGCCGCAUUCUCCAAACCCAACAACAACAUCUUCCCCGUCAGCGGUGGAACCCCCCUAACCAACAACAACAUCAAUGGCUUCCUCAACAACAACAACAUCCCCAACAUCGCCGGUCUCAGUGGCCUGACCAACUCCCAAUCCAGCACGGUCAUCCAGAACAGCGGCAACAACAACAUCGUCAACGGCGGCAGCAACCAGCCCUUCGUCACUGCCGGCCAGCUCCCCAACGGAGCCACCCUCCAGAAGCUCAUGUUCGGCUCGGUGACCGUGAUCGACGACGACCUGACCGAAGGACACGAGCUCGGGUCUGCCGUGCUCGGCAAGGCACAGGGUUUUUACAUGGCUAGCUCGCUGGACGGGAACAGCCACACCAUGGCUUUUACUGUGUUGCUGCACGCAGGUGAACAUGAUGUGGAGGACACCAUUAGCCUCUUUGGGGUCCACCGUACAGCGUCUCCGGUGUCCCACAUUGCUGUGAUUGGUGGGACUGGGAAGUACGAGAAUGCGAACGGGUACGCCGCCAUAGAGAGCCUGCACCAGGUGGACCAGCACACGACUGAUGGGGUGGAUACCAUUAUGCAGAUCAGCGUUUACCUUUCUUAA
This is a messenger RNA of Pyrus x bretschneideri (Chinese white pear), 1216 nucleotides long. RefSeq names its product dirigent protein 24-like. The record is from RefSeq and is a predicted model, not a curated record. The coding region runs from base 41 to 1216 and encodes 391 amino acids. NCBI's taxonomy places the organism in Eukaryota, Viridiplantae, Streptophyta, Magnoliopsida, Rosales, Rosaceae. The transcript has a single exon.